Molecule: messenger RNA, 2746 nt
Organism: Trachymyrmex septentrionalis
Lineage: Eukaryota; Metazoa; Arthropoda; Insecta; Hymenoptera; Formicidae
Gene: dpr1
Product: lachesin
Exons: 6
Coding region: 913-1788 (291 amino acids)
Biological process (GO): synapse organization
Cellular component (GO): neuron projection membrane
Source: RefSeq, a predicted model, not a curated record
CCGAGCGGCAGGCCUCAUCCGCGCCGGCGGCUGGUCCAUGCGGGUUCAACGUCGUCGCGCGGGAGGACGACGUCGACGGCGACGACGAAGAGCGACGACGAUCAGAGAGGUGUACGAUGACGAUCGUCCGGAUUAACAUUGCUAGUUAAUCGGGGGAAAAAAGGAAAAAAAAAAACAAACAAACGCGACUCGGAUCAACCCUGAUUGCUGGCCCAUCGAAUGCUGCCGACGCGCGCGUCUCGGCCGGAGGAUGCUGCGCCUGAGACAGGGUACUCGCGGGUCGCGCGUCGCGACGCUCGUCGUCCAGGCGAAAGCUCCACGUGAGCGCGGCUGUCAUCGGGGACGCGUGCAGGUCGCACCUCGGCCGCGUGAAAACGGGACAUCGUCUGUGAGCAUUUAGACCUUGAUUACCGUGGAUUACCGUCGAGGAUUUACGAUCAAUACGCGCAUAGCAUCUGACGAUACACCGCUGAUACAUCGUACCAACCGCGUCUUCUACGCUUGGGAAGCUUCCGCGCCGUUCAGAGUUGAUAGUUCUAAUAAAAUCGUGCCAUUACAGUGGUGAAUGAUUAAUCUCCUCGCUGGGUGUUAAUCGUGGUGUAAUUUCUCUAUCGGAACGCAAAUGUUCAUGUAAGAAUUAAAAAUUGCUUAUACAGUGAAGCAUACGGAACAUGUGUAUGGUUUUACGGUGAAAGUCUUAAGUGUGUCCACACUCUUCCGAGGAGGCACUCGAUCGAUUUGGCAAGAAAACUCAAUUCUGUUUUCAUUGCGAAUGAUAUGACACAGUGAAGACACUGCACGGACGUGUGCGGACCCGGGAAUAUAUGUAAAAAUCGAUGAUUAUACGUCGUGCUUCACGAUAGCGAGUACAAGCAAGGAUCGGUAGUGCAGCGAGCGAUCGAGGUGUUAAAAAUGCUGUGUCGCUGGCUCGCCGUGCUGGUACUCGCUGGUAUUCUCCUGGUUAUCGAGGCGAUCGCGGUCAGCCAAGGUACGUUCACUCGCGAUCAGAGAGUUUUGAGCGGUAGUCUUGUUCAGGGGAGUCGCAACGUCAGCGGCGUGCCGGCUUUCGAAACAAAUGUGCCACGGAAUGUCACUACCGCAGUCGGUCAGACCGCCUUUCUUCACUGCAGAGUUGAUCAGCUGGGCGACAAAGAGGUGUCCUGGAUGCGCAAACGGGACAUGCAUAUCCUGAGUGCGGGCAUCUUCAUGUAUACGUCGGACCUGAGGUUCCAGGUGAUCCAUCCGGACAAGUCGGAGAACUGGACGCUGCAAAUCAAGUCGCCGCAGCAGCGCGAUUCUGGCGUAUACGAGUGCCAGGUCAGCACCGAGCCGAAGAUGUCGCUCAACUAUAGCCUCAACGUGGUUGAAGCGCGAGCCAGAAUACUCGGCCAGGCUGACAUCUACGUGAAGACCGGAAGUCUUUUGACGUUGACGUGUCUCAUGUCGCAAGGUCCCCACGAUCUGGGAACGGUAGCUUGGUAUCGAGGAAGUCAGGCGGUGGUGACAUCAUCGCCAUCAGAAAACGACAUCGAAACGGAGCCUCGUAUAACCGUCGAGACGGAAUGGAGUGACGCCCUCACGUCGAAAUUGAGGAUCACGCAUGCGAAGCUCUCUGACUCCGGAAACUACAGUUGCGUUCCUACCGUGGCGGAGGGAGCAAGUGUCAACGUACACGUGAUCAAUGGUGAGCAUCCGGCUGCGAUGCAGCAUGGAAACACGGCAGCCGGAUCGCCCAACUCGAAAACGGUCCUGGUGAUGCUUGCCUUCCUUCUAGGCCAGCUGAGAUAAUGUGCGUGUGCACGAAGGUCGCCCGAGACUCGUAAAAUUGAUGGACGUAUCGCAACAUGGUCGCCCACACGUCCUAAACGUUAACCCUUCCGCACAGAUCAAUCUGAAUUAGGUCUUAAUUAGUUUCAUCGUAGCGGCCGAAAGAUUAAAUGAUUUGCAACAUUAUAUAAUAGUCAUAAUGGUACAAUUACAAAGCAAGAAUUUACAAGUUAAUGAGAGGUUAUUUAUAAAAGUUUUUGAUUAAUACCCUCCCCAGCUGUGCGAAUUUUAUGGCUUUUAGGAUUAAUUGAUUUUUUGAAAAAAAUAAUAUUUCAUAAUCACUGCAAUGUCAUAUACUAUUCUCCAUUAUUGACACGAUUGUUUUCCACCGCGUUUAUCAUUUUAUUUUAUCGGAAUAAGUUUUUUGAAUUCGUCGAAAUCGCGCAUAAAAUGGUAGAAAUGCAGCGAUUGUAAAUCAUAAUUUUUUUGUUUCCAACUCCAAUUUCCAUUUAUCUCGAGACGGGAAUUUUAAUCUAAAAAUAUAAGCGCCGUUAUGUUAUUUUAAUUGCGUGUCGUAAUUUAAAUACUCUCGUUGUGUAGCGGUUAUCUCGCUUCUCUUAAUCUAACGCGAAAAUCCCCAUCCCGUUUAUCUUAAACUUAACUGUGGGUUUGGCCGCUGGGGUGAGAAAUACAAAGAUAAUCUCUAAGAGACAGCUCUUACGUAAUAAAAGGGAAAGCUUUGUGCCUAAGGGUUAAGCGGAGUGUGAGGCAGUCGUAUUACACGGUGUCUUAGAAGCAUGAAUUCCACGACGAAUUUCUGAGUCGACUUUUCCCAGCCGCGAAAGAAUGAAUCCAGAAAGAAUGGUCUUUUCAUACAUUUGUUAUAAUAAUACAGCGACAGUAUUUACAGGUGAGCUGUACACGUAUAAAAUGUUAAAUAGCUGCGUAAUGAUAAACCAGCGAAUCGUAUCUCCAUCUC